Molecule: messenger RNA, 624 nt
Organism: Abrus precatorius (Indian licorice)
Lineage: Eukaryota; Viridiplantae; Streptophyta; Magnoliopsida; Fabales; Fabaceae
Product: zinc finger protein 593
Exons: 4
Coding region: 140-499 (119 amino acids)
Molecular function (GO): nucleic acid binding; zinc ion binding
Source: RefSeq, a predicted model, not a curated record
AGUGUUGUUCUAGCAAAGACAUUUGAAGCGCCGUCGUUUCAUCUUUCGUCGUCGCUUUGAAAAGGAAAAACCCUAAUUACAAGUCACAGAGGAAGAGAAACCAGAGCUAAAAAACCCUAACAAUUCAGAAACACAAAGAAUGGGGGGAAAAUGUCCUCACAGAAACGUGAAGAAAAGAAGAUAUUCUCACAAGACACAGCGCCGUACCAAAUUCCUUAUCAAAGGUGAUGACAUGGUUUAUGAGCAGCUAAAUAAAGCUGAAGAAGAGAGAAACCCUUUACCUGUUGAUGAAGAUUUGCCUGGGAUGGGCCAGUACUAUUGCCUUCAUUGCGAUCGAUACUUUUCCAAUGUAGCUGUGAGGGAUGAGCAUUUUAAGACCAAACGACACAAGAGGCGUGUAAAACAAAUGAUGGGUCCAGCGCCACAUACGCAACUUGAUGCCGAGUUAGCUGCAGGAAUGGGUAUGCCAGACAAUGGACCAAAGCUAAUGUCUAUGUAAUCAUGUUUUGGUAGUUAGUGGGAAGAUUGUCUUAAAAGGUGGUGUUAUAACAUAUAGAGCUAGUUGUUACAUUACAACAUAAGCAAUAUUAUCUCAAUUUUUUCAACCCAUUUUUUUGUUUAGUU